This is a messenger RNA of Sphaeroforma arctica JP610, 180 nucleotides long. RefSeq lists its product as hypothetical. NCBI's taxonomy places the organism in Eukaryota, Ichthyosporea, Ichthyophonida. The transcript has a single exon. The record is from RefSeq and is a predicted model, not a curated record. The annotation marks the transcript as partial. Gene Ontology annotation, molecular function: DNA binding; hydrolase activity; ATP binding.
AUGUCGCGUUUCCGCGUGAAGACGUUGGUGGUGGUGCACAAGACCUUCCUGAUGAAUCAGUGGAGAGAGCGUAUUGCAAAGUUCUUGCCCAAUGCAAGUGUGGGUAUCAUUCAGCAGGGCAAAGUUGACGUGGACGGACAUGACGUGGUCUUGGCCAUGCUCCAAUCCCUAGCCCUGAAG